GAUAACCGGCGCACAGCUGAUUGCUUGGUUUAUCACGCUUGCGGACUUCGAGGUGCUUUUUUUGAUUCAGUUAUUUACAAAGUUUGCACAAACAUAAAAACACCAGCGGAAUUGCGUGUCGCACAAAUGUGUGAGCACAGCGAUAGCAAACAGUAGAACGCUUGUUGCAGGUAAAUCACAAUCCACAUCGCUGGCAUGGACGAGCUGGACAACAGGACGGCGCAGCAGCCCACAGCGGAUGCAGUUGCAGCGGCGGCUCCAAUUGCACCUGUCACUGGUUCACAGAGCGACUCCUCCGAGGAGGAGGAGUAUUUGGACAACAGCAUUGAGCUGCGCGGUUAUUUGAGCAAGUGGACCAAUUAUAUAUACGGCUGGCAGCCACGCUAUAUUGUGCUCAAGGAUGGCACGCUCUCCUACUACAAAUCCGAAUCAGAGUCCGAUUUUGGCUGUCGCGGCGCCAUUAGCUUGUCCAAGGCGACCAUUAAGGCACACGAAUCGGACGAGCUGCGCUUCGAUGUGGUUGUCAAUAAUCUGAACAACUGGUGCCUGCGCGCCGAGACCAGUGAGGAUCGCAUGCAUUGGGUGGAGGUGCUGCAGCUGUAUAAGGAGGGCACCGGCAGCACGGACACCACGUCGCUGCGUCGCCAUGGCAGCAGCAUGUCCCUGCAGUCGAACACCAUAUCGCUGGCCAGCGGGGGCAGCCUGAAGAAAACCCAACGCAACUUGCGCGAGAAGGUUGGCGAACUGGAGACCUUCAAGGAUAUACUCUUUGUGCAGAUUGAGACGCUGCAACGCUACUUUGACGCCUGCUCCGAGCUGAACAAGGCCAAUGCACAGCCGCUCGACCUGGGCGAUGGCCUAAAGCCCAUCGAUUUCAAGGGCGAGUCCAUCACAUUUCGUGCCACAACAACUGGAGUGCUGAGCACAUUGCAGCAUUGCCUGGAGAUUAUAGGCGAGAGUGAUGAAUCAUGGAAACGCAAGCUGGAGCGCGAAAUAGAUAAGCGACGUCGCGCGGACGACCAAAAUAGAAAGCUGAAGGAGGAAAUCGAGAAGCUAAAACGUUUAUCAUAUCCCGGCCCAGAUUUUGAGGAGGGUCCACAUUCCACAUUGCCCGAGGAUGAGUUCUUUGAUGCCGUCGAGACGGGCCUGGAAAAAAUCGAAGAGGACAUGCAGAUGCGCUUCAAACUGAGACUCCAAUCGCAAAUCUCACAGACGCUGGUCAAUGUGCCGCACGAGGCCGUGGCCGAGGGCGAGGAGGCGCGCGAGGAGUUCGGCACCGGGGCCGAGGCCAAAUCCCAUCCACUCUGGCCGGAGAUUGAUCGCGUGUGCAAGGAGCAGCUGCACUAUGCGCGCGAGGGCGUCGGCCAGGACGGCAAUGGCUGGCAAAUCUUUGCCGACGAGGGCGAAAUCAAAAUGUACAAGCGCGAGGAGGAAGUCAACGGCAUGGUCAUGGAUCCGCUCAAAGCCUAUCACACAGUCAAGGGCGUGACAGCGCGCGAGAUGUGCCAUUACUUCUUCAUGCCCGAGUUUCGCAAUGAUUGGGAGACCACGCUGGAGGACUGCACCAUACUGGAGAAGAUCUCGGCGGACACAUUGCUCUUCUUGCAGACCCACAAACGUAUUUGGCCAGCCAGCCAGCGCGACGCACAGUUCUGGUCGCAUAUGCGCAAGAUCACCGAUGGCCUCGAGCCGGGCACCUGCGACAUGUGGGUGGUGUGCAACAACUCGACGGAUUAUGCCAAGCAGGAGUCGAAGAACGGCAAAUGUGUGCGCAUCUUUCUAACGGUCAUACUCGCCUGCCAAACACUUCUGCCCGAUAAUUAUGUCAAGGGCCAGCCGCUGAGUCGGGAUGACUUGACCUGCAAAGUAACCUACUGUUCUGUGGUUAAUCCCGGUGGCUGGGCUCCAGCGAGCGCCUUACGGGCUGUUUAUAAGCGUGAAUAUCCCAAGUUUCUGAAACGCUUUACCGGCUAUGUGAUAGACCAGUGUAAGGAUAAGCCUAUUAUGUUCUGAUAUUUGCCAUAAGCAACAAAGCAAUCAAAACGAAAAAUGAAAAAAAUAGAAAAAAAAAAAAAAUGGAUAAUCCAAAACAGAAAACUGGAAUAAUGUUUAACGUAUAAUGUUUCUAAUUUAGUUUAAAGUUUAGCGUUUAAGCAGCCGUUGAACUUACAAAGUGGCUACACUCUUAAAACGUUUUUUAUACACACCCCUAACCGUUAAUCAUAGCCACUGUAAGUGCCCCGCCCCGUAAACGCCCCCCUUGCUAACCCAAAACUUGUAAAUGUGCUUUAAGUCAGAUGUUAGCCUGUUCAUUUUGUAAAGCCAAUCGCUGUUUAGUUCUUAAGUUAUUUGGUAAGCAACAACUAAAUUUUAACAUUUUUUUAACUGAGAGGAAGCAAAACACAAUCAUUGUCUAUAAGCUGUGGCCUAUAGCUCGGCUGCUUGGAAUUUCUGAAAACACUGUGUCUAUAUAACUAUGAAAAUGCUUUAAGUGCAACAAUUGCAAAGAAUUUUGAAUAUGUGUUUGUGUAACGUAGCUAAAGAAUUUUAUUACACUAUUUCUAUACGCCUCAAUCUAUACGCCUCUCCGUGUGAGUUUUCUUUAAUCAAAUCAAAUGAAACCAACUAUGUCGAAUGUAAAUAAAUGCGAUCCAUUGUUAACUCUGGAAACUUGUGCACUGCGGCAAAGUAA
Molecule: messenger RNA, 2692 nt
Organism: Drosophila mojavensis
Lineage: Eukaryota; Metazoa; Arthropoda; Insecta; Diptera; Drosophilidae
Gene: cert
Product: ceramide transfer protein
Exons: 10
Coding region: 196-2013 (605 amino acids)
Biological process (GO): ER to Golgi ceramide transport
Cellular component (GO): Golgi apparatus
Molecular function (GO): phosphatidylinositol-4-phosphate binding
Source: RefSeq, a predicted model, not a curated record